AUGAACUCGAAACUCAUCAUUCUCUUGAUCAUCGCCUCAAUUCUUAUCCACGAAACAUCUGCGCAAUACUACGGUUAUUCAAGUUAUUAUCCAUCAUACUACGGUAGCUACUAUGGAAGUGGAUAUGGUUAUGGAUACGGUGGAUACGGAUAUCCAUCAACAUAUGGAUAUUAUGGUUAUUAUGGAAAACGAUCUGCUGGAUUUGGACCAUCUCAACAACAACAACAACAACAACAAGGACCAUCAAACUAA
Messenger RNA from Caenorhabditis angaria, 252 nucleotides. The record is from the annotation of a GenBank genome assembly. Lineage: Eukaryota; Metazoa; Nematoda; Chromadorea; Rhabditida; Rhabditidae.